GCCAUCGCCGAAAGUCUACCACUACCGGACCAAGUUAACUCCGCAUCCACAGGAGCCACCUCCACGUCGACAACGGCUUGCAUGGCAAGGGGGAGAGGCGUCAGUGGACUACUCGGCCAUCGGCUUCUUGGAGCAGGACUGGGGUGAUGCCCGCGAUGCCUCCGGACGACGCUGGCGCAAAGUUGUGGACGUCAGGUCGUGCCCAAUCGCGACAGAGGCUUUAAAUGAGGCCUUGCCCGCGGAACGGACGAAGGCCAAAUCUGGACGCCUGAGCGGGCCAUUGCUUCUUCGAGAUACCACGGAAGACGGAGUGGUGACGGAUCCUCAGCAGGUGGUCACCGAAGUGUUGUCAGAGCUUGGGGCCUUUUCCUUCAGAGCUGGCGGUUUUUUCCAGAACAACUCCUCCAUUCUGCCGGCCUUUGUUCAGCACGUGCUGUCAGCUGCUGUGCAGGACUCACCAGAGGUCCUGGUGGAUUUGUACUGCGGUGUGGGGCUCUUCUCUCUUUCUGGAGCCAACCACUUCCAGCGGAUUUUCGGGGUGGAGGUGGAACCUGUUGCUGUAAACCUGGCGCGUGCAGCACUGGAUUGCCAUCGGAUGUCGUAUUUGUCCAAAAUUGAAAGUGUACACAGUGCACGUGGAUGUACAUGGUGUAUCUUUAUUCCAAAAAAGUGUUCAAUAUGUUUUGUACUGCGCCAUACUGUACUUUGGAUCCAUGUUGGGUUUAUGGUUGAAAUCGUUCAGAAAAUUGACCCAGUCCCAGAAAAAAGUACCGAUUUCCCAGGCCGCAAUGCGGCAGCCCACGGCCAUGGCCAUGUGCAGUUUCUGGCAGCCGAUGCUGCAAAUGGCCUCAGGGAAGUUGCAAGAUCAUUGCGCUCCGAGAAGGUAGUGGUCGUUGUGGAUCCCCCUCGACAAGGUUUGAAAGAGGAGGCUCGGCGAGCACUGCUGACGUUGCGACCUCAACGGAUGGUCUACGUCUCCUGCGACUGCGCGACCCAAGCGCGAGAUCUCAAGGACUUUGUGGCGGAGGGCUACGUCGUGAAGCGCGCGACACCCUUCGACCUCUUUCCACAGACCAGACAUUUGGAGGUGGUUGUGGAACUGGAGCUGCUGGAGCAUCGACAAAAAGUAUGCCUUUGGAAUCUGCUUUUGUGUCAUUUGAUGCGCUCACAGUGAA
This is a messenger RNA of Cladocopium goreaui, 1175 nucleotides long. NCBI's taxonomy places the organism in Eukaryota, Dinophyceae, Suessiales, Symbiodiniaceae. The record is from the annotation of a GenBank genome assembly.